Equus quagga is the source of this 3936-nucleotide messenger RNA. RefSeq names its product mitogen-activated protein kinase 8 interacting protein 2 (gene MAPK8IP2). Gene Ontology annotation, cellular component: cytoplasm. The coding region runs from base 214 to 2706 and encodes 830 amino acids. Gene Ontology annotation, molecular function: protein binding. Gene Ontology annotation, biological process: regulation of JNK cascade. The record is from RefSeq and is a predicted model, not a curated record. Lineage: Eukaryota; Metazoa; Chordata; Mammalia; Perissodactyla; Equidae. The transcript has 12 exons.
UCCCAGCCCCUCCCUCCUGUCCCUCCUCCCUUCUGUCCCUCCUCCUCCCUCCUGUCCCUGCGGCGUUGCCACUCGCGCUGCGCGGAGUCUGCGGGGCGUCGAGGUGCCGGCGGGCGGGUGUCGCAGGGCGUGUCACGAGGUGCGUCGGGAGGCGAGGACGAGGGAGGAGCCGUCUCUCGGCCCCCCCCGCGGUCGGCAGGGCUCCCCGAGAAGAUGGCGGACCGCGCGGACAUGUUCUCUCUCUCCACCUUCCACUCGCUGUCGCCGCCAGGCUGCAGGCCUCCCCAGGACAUAAGCCUGGAAGAAUUUGACGAUGAAGACCUGUCUGAAAUCACCGAUGACUGUGGCCUGGGCCUCAGCUAUGACUCGGACCACUGCGAGAAGGACAGCCUCUCCCUGGGGCGCUCGGAGCAGCCGCACCCCAUCUGCUCCUUCCAGGAUGACUUCCAGGAGUUUGAGAUGAUUGAUGACAAUGAAGAAGAGGAGGAGGAGGAGGAGGAGGAGGAGGAAGAGGAGGAGGAGGAAGAAGAGGAAGAAGAGGAGGAAGGAGAAGGAGAGGGAAAGGAGGGAGGCGGCCCUAGUCCAGAGGCCCCUGCCCGGGAGCCCCUGAUCCCCUCCCCCUCCCUGGAGGAGCCCCACAAGCACCGGCCCACCACGCUCCACCUGACCACGCUGGGACCCCAGGACUCCCUGAACAACAAUGGAGGCUUUGCUCCAGCGCCUCCAGCCUCCUGGCAGGAGACAGUGCUGCGCUCACCCCCCCAGGAGCCCCUCAGAGAGCCGCCAGCACCCCUCCCACCCACAGACGGGAGCUCCAGCGGGGCACAGUCGUCUGUGCCCCCAGGUUGCGACUGCGAAGGGAACCAGCCCGCGGGUCCCCCAGCGCCAGAUGGGGCCUCGCCCUCCUCGGAUCCCGGCAUCGAGGCAGACCUGGGGAGCCGCUCCAGCGGGGGCCGCGGGGACCGGCGCAGCAGCCAGGAGCUAUCGUCCCCGGGCUCCGACUCGGAGGACGCGGCGGGCGCGCGCCUGGGGCGCAUGAUUUCCUCCAUCUCGGAGACGGAGCUGGAGCUGAGUAGUGACGGUGGCAGCAGCAGCAGCGGCCGCUCCUCCCACCUCACCAACUCCAUCGAGGAGGCCUCAUCUCCUGCCUCGGAGCCCGAGCCUGAGCCCGAGCCCCCGCGCGAGCCCCCUCGCCGCCCUGCCUUUCUGCCCGUGGGCCCCGACGACAGCAACAGUGAGUACGAAUCGGGGUCCGAGUCGGAGCCAGACCUCAGCGAGGACGCGGACUCGCCCUGGCUGCUCAGCAACCUGGUGAGCCGCAUGAUCUCCGAGGGCUCCUCGCCCAUCCGCUGCCCCGGCCAGUGCCUGUCUCCCACGCCGCGUCCUUCGGGGGAGCCUGCGUCGCCGGCCGGCGGGGUCCCCGAGACACCAGAGGCAGAUGUGGGGCCAGGCGGCGUGGAGCUGGUGGACAUGGAGACGCUGUGCGGGCCGCCGCCCCCCGCGCCCUCCGCACCCCGGCCUGGCCCCGCGCAGCCCGGGCCCUGCCUCUUCCUAAGCAACCCUACACGCGACACCAUCACACCGCUGUGGGCUGCUCCGGGCCGCGCCACCCGCCCUGGCCGCGCCUGCUCCGCCGCCUGCUCAGAGGAGGAUGAUGAGGACGAAGAAGAGGAGGAUGAAGCCGCGGACAAGGCUGGGCCCCCUGGGAGCAUGGGUGCGGGCCCUGCCGCGCCACUGGACGCCUCGCUGGUGUACGAUGCGGUCAAGUACACGCUGGUGGUGGAUGAGCACACGCAGCUGGAGCUGGUGAGCCUGCGGCGCUGUGCAGGCCUGGGCGACGACAGCGAGGACAGUGGUGGUGAGACAAGCGAAGAAGAGACUGGGGCUGCACUGCUAGGUGGUGGUCAUGGCCCUGGGGACGCCUCCCCAGACAGCCCAGACCUCACCUUCUCCAAGAAGUUCCUCAAUGUCUUUGUCAACAGCACAUCUCGAUCUUCCAGCACCGAGUCCUUUGGCCUCUUUUCCUGCCUGGUCAAUGGCGAGGAGAGAGAGCAAACCCAUCGGGCUGUCUUCAGGUUCAUCCCUCGCCAUCCCGAUGAGCUGGAGCUGGAUGUGGAUGAUCCCGUGCUGGUGGAAGCCGAGGAGGAUGACUUCUGGUUCCGUGGCUUCAACAUGCGCACAGGCGAGCGUGGGGUCUUCCCUGCCUUCUACGCCCACGCAGUGCCCGGUCCUGCCAAGGACCUGCUGGGGAGCAAGCGGAGUCCCUGCUGGGUGGAGCGAUUUGAUGUGCAGUUCCUGGGCUCUGUGGAGGUGCCCUGUCACCAGGGCAAUGGCAUCCUGUGUGCAGCCAUGCAGAAGAUUGCCACUGCUCGGAAACUGACCGUCCACCUGCGUCCUCCUGCCUCUUGUGACCUGGAGAUUUCUCUUCGGGGUGUCAAGCUGAGUCUAAGCGGAGGACCAGAGUUCCAGCACUGCAGCCACUUCUUCCAGAUGAAGAACAUCUCCUUCUGCGGCUGCCACCCCCGUAACAGCUGCUAUUUCGGCUUCAUCACCAAACACCCUCUGCUGAGCCGCUUCGCCUGCCACGUCUUCGUCUCCCAGGAGUCCAUGAGGCCUGUGGCCCAGAGUGUGGGCCGCGCCUUCCUGGAGUACUACCAGGAACACCUGGAGUACGCCUGCCCCACAGAGGACAUCUACCUGGAGUAGCCGCCCGCCGCUCUCCUGCUCCAGGUGCACCUGGAGUUCGCCUGCCCCACAGAGGACAUCUACCUGGAGUAGCCGCCCGCCGCUCUCCUGCUCCAGGUGCAGCUGGGCUGGGGGUGUCUCAACAGGCCACUGCGUGCGGCUUUGGCAAGGACUGGAUUGGGGGCACGUGGACCUGCUGUCCAGGGAGUCUCCGGGGCUGUGCUGAGGACUCUCCUCCUCAUUCCCAGGGGCUGCGGGAGAAUGGAGCCUGCCCCUCCCCACUUCCCCUCUGAUCCCUUCUUCCUCUGCCCCUUGACUUCCCUCCUUUCUCCUCGUGUCUGUCUCUGCCCCUCUCUGUGCCUGCAAACUCUCACCCUCUGCUCUUUACUUUGGGGUCAGAACUGGGAGGGGGGUUUGGAGGAUGGCGAGGCUGUAGGUGGCCAGUGACAUCAGGCUCCUGGGUGAUCCCCUCCUGCCCCUCCUGUGAUUUAUAAAGGAAUUUUAAUUUUUAUAGUGAACCUCAAGGGAUCAUCCCAUCCUUGACCACAAGGACAAAGAGAGGGAUCCCCCAUACCGUCCUGCACGGAGCUCAGGGGGAAGCAGGGAGGGGUUCCCCAGAAGGGCCUUGGGGGAGACUAGGAGUAGUUCUUGAUGCUCACCCCAAGCCCCCAGAUGCUGCUAGGAGGAGGGCACCCUGCCCCGGGUCCCGGCCACACCAGCAUCCGCUUUGCCGCUGCAAACACUCCCCGCAGUCUAGCACCUCAAUAAACUCUCUGCUUGGUGUGACCCUGGCUGUCUCUGGGUGGUGGUGGUUGGGGACAGAUACGAGGCCAGGGGCCAUGGGGACCAAGACCCCAGAGUGAUGGAACUGAGAGAAGUUUCACCCCUUCAGUACUCUCCAAAAUCACACCAGGUGCCCAGUGGUGCCCUCUGGGGCCCCUGGGGAUUCUCCCCAAAUACACUUACUUGGCCAGCGAGGAAGCUGAGGCUGGAGAGGGAGGGCCCUGCCAUGCGAUGUGUGUUCCUUCCACCCACAGUGGAGCAGGUGUGCAAGGGAAGUUGGCAUGGCUCAGAUCAGUGUGUGCAUACUGUGUCUGAGUGAGCAUGUGUGUGUGUGUGAGACAGCAAGGGUCAAUCUGCUUAGAUCUUAAAAUUAGUAUUUAAAAAAUUCUUCACAGAAGGAGCCGGCCCGGUCGUGCAGCAGUUAAGUUUGCAUGUUCCACUUUGGCGGCCCGGGGUUCACCGGUUAGG